Messenger RNA from Epinephelus fuscoguttatus (brown-marbled grouper), 3651 nucleotides. RefSeq names its product PDZ and LIM domain 7 (gene pdlim7). Gene Ontology annotation, molecular function: actin binding; muscle alpha-actinin binding. Gene Ontology annotation, biological process: muscle structure development; actin cytoskeleton organization; heart development. Lineage: Eukaryota; Metazoa; Chordata; Actinopteri; Perciformes; Serranidae. The transcript is spliced from 15 exons. The coding region runs from base 130 to 1533 and encodes 467 amino acids. The record is from RefSeq and is a predicted model, not a curated record. Gene Ontology annotation, cellular component: stress fiber; adherens junction; filamentous actin.
AAUUUGAGGGAAUGAUCCUGCAGCUCACCAAGGGGAUCCACGGUGGCUUCCUGACGUCCGCUUUGAGGAAGUCCGAAACUUUAGCCUUCUUACCGAUUGACUUCUUCUUAUCCGGUAGACCGACUCGUGAUGUCUGGCGAACACAGCGAGGGCCAGGAGGCUAUGAACGUAUACUCCGUAACCCUCAGUGGCCCAGCGCCUUGGGGCUUCAGGCUGCAGGGUGGCAAGGACUUCAGCAUGCCCCUCACUGUGUCAAGGCUGACCCCGGGCGGAAAGGCAGCUCAGGCCGGCGUCGGGGUGGGAGACUGGGUGGUGUCCAUCAGUGACACCAAUGCAGAGGAGAUGACCCAUGUGGAGGCACAAAACAAGAUCAGAGCAGCAACAGACUCCCUCACCCUCACCCUCAGCAAAUUGAAAAAACUGCAAAGUAAAUACCAGAAAGUGGAAGCUCCUGAAAAGUUAACCCUGCCCUGUUUCAUCCCCAACGACCGCAGCAAGAAGAGGCUGAUCCAGGACACUGAGGACUGGCAGCCCCGCACCGGCACCACCCAGUCCCGCUCCUUCCGCAUCCUGGCCCAGCUCACGGGCACCGACUUCAUGCAGGACCCAGAUGAUGAAAUCAUGAAGAGGUCCAGGGAAAAGUUCCUCACUGAGAUUCAGAGUCCCCGCUAUGCCCGUCUGAGGGAUUGGCACCACGACAGGUCUGCUCGCGCCCUCAAUAUCAAAUCCUGCCUUGAGCCAACUCCCUCACCUGCCAAGGCCCAGGCAGCAGAUAAACCAGAUGGCUCCAAGACUGCAGCUGCAGCAGCAGGCCGUUCAGGUCCUUCCUGUCGACCACCGUGGGUCACUGACCCCACUUUCGCCGACCGCUUCCGCCCUGACAAGACCAGCACUGUCGUGACCCAGCACCAGCAGCCGGUCCAGCCGACGCCAAUGGAGAACCGCAGCUCCAUCCUGCAGGCAGCGCAGCAGGCACCCGAAGACAGCGGGAGGACCCCGGUAUGCGGUGCAUGCAACAAAAUCAUAAGAGGUCGGUACCUGGUAGCGCUGGGGCGUUCUUGGCACCCAGAGGAGUUUACUUGUUCACAGUGCAAGGCGGUCCUGGAUGAGGGGGGCUUCUUCGAGGAGAGAGGGUCUGUCUACUGUACCAAGUGCCACGAUAACCGAUACGCUCCGAACUGUGCCAAGUGCAAAAAGAAGAUCACAGGGGAAAUCAUGCACGCCCUGAAGAUGACCUACCAUGUCGAGUGUUUCAAGUGUGCAGCGUGCAAGACUCCCAUCAGGAAUCAAGCCUUCUACAUGGAGGAAGGCGAACCCUACUGUGAGAAAGACUAUGAGAAGAUGUUUGGCACCAAAUGCCAUGGCUGUGACUUUAAGAUUGAUGCCGGGGAUCGCUUUCUGGAGGCCUUGGGCUACAGCUGGCACGAUACGUGCUUCGUCUGUGCUCUCUGCCAAAUCAACCUGGAGGGGAAGACGUUCUACUCGAAGAAGGAUAAGCCCCUGUGCAAAGGCCAUGCCUUUGCUCCAGUGUGAGAGAGCAAGCUUCAUCUUCAGAGGAAGCAACACUUCUCUCUCUCCCUCCUCUUUACCCCACUCCGCCCUCCGGCACACUCGUACACACUCUACAUCUCUUCUCUUCACCAACCACACACCUAGUUACACUCCGUUUUUCUUUUUUUCUAUCCUUUGUUUCUACAUUUGAGGCUCAGAGAGACAAUUCAACCCCAAAUCAAAAAUACAUAUUUUUUCCGUUACUUAUAGAGCUGUUUAUCAGUCUGGAUUGUUUUGGUGUGAGUUGCUGAGUGUUUGCGAUAUCAGCCAUAGAGAUGUCUGCUCUCUCUCAGAUAUAAUGGAACUAGACGGCACUCGGCUUGUGGUGCUCAAAGCAACAGAAAAAAAAAAACAUUUGAAAACUCAACCCCAAUGUCUCUUUCUAGAGAUCAUGACCCAGUUACUCAAGACAAUCCACAGACCUUGUUGUGAGCAGUUUCAUGUCAGAACUAUUUCCUUUCCACUAGACUACAACCACCAUCCGAAUCAUUGUGCAGAAAGAAGCGCUUAUGGAGGCUUAUGCUUGUAAAAGCGCAAGAUGUACACAGAUCCUCGGCUCAGCUCUAACAUAAGUUAGCUCAGUGUUGCCAGGUGAGCUAGCAGUGGAUGCAUGCUUCCUUCUGCAUGGUGAUACAGUUGGCGGGCGUAGUUUGGUAGAAAGAAAAUAGUUCCUACAUGAAACUGAACUUAACAAGGUCUUGAGUAACCAGGUCAUGGUUUCUGAAAAGAGACAUUGCUGUUGAGGUUUUCAAAUGUAUUUUUUGGCCAUCUAGUUCCCUUACAUUCAAGAGGGAAGUCAGCAGACAACCGAUAUCUCCAACACUCUGCAACUCACCUCAAAAUAAUCUAGACUGAUAGCACUGCAGACAAAAGGAAAAACAUGUACUUUUGAUUUUGGAGUGAACUGUCCCUUUAAUGUUAGCUUCACGUACUGUUAGUUUCCUGUGCGAAAAGGACGGUUCACAUGUUACUGCCUGUAAUACCAAAUGCUGUGUUGUAUAACUGGAAGUAGUCAAGGAAUUGUUUCAUGUCAUCACUAACUUUUUGACUCUCAAGUAAUUUUUUUUAGAUAAGACAUUAAAAAGUGCAGCUGCAGUUCAUCUAGAUUUAAUUGUAGCAGUAAGUGACGAAUUCUCACGACUCUACUAAUCUCAGCCUUGUUCAGUCUGAAGUGAGAUCAAGUCAGUAUCUUCCAAGUUGAAGGAGUCAUUUAGCCUUUAAUAAUCUCACAUAUUGCAGUAAUGAUCUGCCACUGCUGCUGUACUAAGUGUUGGGAAGUGGUGGCCCAAUUCAGGACCCUGGCCCACUCACUGACUCUUACUGCAGUGCCUAUUAACGUAAUGGGGUCCAGUCAAGCAUAAAGGGGGGUGUCCCAUUUCUGCUUGACUGGACCCCUUCACCUCUCCGCAGAAGCACUAACUGCAGUAUGAGCUCUGAUUUGCCAGAGCCAACGUGAGAAGCAGUUAAUAACUGUAAUUUUGAGUCAUUUAACAAUCCUCAGUCGAUCCAAUUUUAAUAAUCCAAUGUGGGUGACAGAAAGGAAAUGCUAUUCUUGUUUUUAAAUGUUUCACUCCUAAGAUAAGGAGAUAAGUCUUUUGAGAUUAUCAGCAUUUAUUGGACAUUGUAAUGUAAGAAAAGAAACCUCAGAUGAUUUUGUCCCUCAUGUUACAAUGAUAUUGUGAUAUUUCCUUAGAGUACUUUCAUGUCAUGGUUGAAUAUGUAUUUAUAUUGCUUCAGAAUGGGCCUGUAAGUGUUGUUUUUAUAGCUGUUGGACGUUUCAAAUAAAAUAAUUCAGUAAUGCCAAGCGCUGGGGCAAAACACUGGGCUGAAGUGUUCUUUUGAGGUGAACCCAUCUGUAAGAGUUUGUACUGGCUGAGGUUUUGGCUGUCUUUGCCUUCACCAACACCUGCUCCCCAAGAAGAGGACAAUGGACUUUCUAAUGUUUUUGCUCUGUUUUUUGUGAGUACAAUAAGUGUUUGUUUUUUUAACAUAACUUAAACAGCUUUGCUGCUGUAACAGACCUAAGUGAAUCGUACAAUGUUCUCCAUGUGGAUGUUAAUAAUUUUAUAAUAGCCAGUCAUUAAAGUGGACAUAGACACA